AUGAAUUCGUCGUCUAUGCGUUUGUUUUCUUCCGAGCUCACAUGUCCUGCGACUGAGUCCGUGCAAUACGCGAAUAUGAACUUUCUUCUGUCCAGACCAUCGUUAAGGGUUUCUUGUUUCAUUAAGAAAGGUGGUGAUGCGGGAGUAUCUAAUCGCAAUGGAAGGAACGCGCACUCUGUGGUUUCUUGCCAGUUGAUUCAUAGCCACAAAGAGGAGUCGUAUGAAAGAAAGAGAAGUCUGCAGGUGCCUCUACAGAAGGAAGACUUUGUGAGGACAUUGUUGAUUGACAACUAUGACAGUUACACUUACAAUAUAUACCAGGAACUAUCUGUUAUUAAUGGUGUCCCUCCUGUGGUGAUCCAAAAUGAUGAUUUGACGUGGGAAGAACUUUGCCAUUACUUGUAUGAAGAAAAUUCUUUCGAUAACAUUGUAAUAUCACCCGGACCUGGUUCUCCAGCACGCCCCGAAGAUAUAGGCAUUUGUCUUCAGGUGUUGCUUAAAUGCUGGGAUAUUCCUAUUCUGGGUGUUUGCCUAGGGCACCAGGCACUAGGUUAUGUCCAUGGAGCUCAAAUUGUCCAUGCAUCUGAACCAAUCCAUGGUCGUUUGAGUGAAGUUGAGCACAAUGGGAGCCAGCUUUUUUUUGAUAUACCUUCUGGUUAUGGUUUCAAGGUGGUUAGAUAUCAUUCACUGGUUAUAGAUUCUGAAUCACUUCCUCAAGAGCUCAUUCCAAUUGCAUGGACCUCUUCCACUAGCACACUUCCAUUUAUUGGGUCCAAAGAUUUUGGCAAGUCCAACAUUCAUGAAGCUCAUACAGAUCCAGGCAUUUUCGUCGACCCCUUUUUACCUAAAGUAGGAUAUGGAAGUUCAAACCAUUUUGAUUAUGGGAAUACUAGAAGUACAAGAGUUCUUAUGGGAAUCCGGCAUUCUACAAGACCACACUAUGGUGUGCAGUUUCAUCCAGAAAGUGUUGCAACCUUCUACGGAAGUCAGAUAUUCAAGAAUUUUAGGGAUAUUACAGACGAUUAUUGGCUAAGGUUGAGGUCAUCUUUCAAGGAAAAACGUGCUUAUUCUGACGUUGUCAAGCGCAAUAGACUCUACAGAGAGGUUUGCAGAAGUGUUAGUGCAGAGAACGAUGCAGUGGAUCAAUUAAAAAAAAUAGCUCAUGCAGAGAGACAUUUGGAAUAUAAUAAAACUGAGAUGAAGCAUUUAGAAAUGUUCAACAUGGUAAAUACUCAUCAUGCAACGACUGGUUAUAAAUGUUUGAAGUUGAAAUGGAGGAAAUUUGGAGGCUUGGCUGAUCAAGUUGGUGGAGCAGAAAGUAUAUUUUGUGGGUUGUUUGGACAUGAAGCUGAAAACACCUUUUGGUUGGAUAGUUCCUCCACAGAGAAGGGACGAGCACGCUUUUCAUUUAUGGGAGGAAAAGGCAGAUCGCUUUGGAAGCAGUUAACAUUUAGAUUGUCUCAUCAAAGUGAUGGGAGUUCAAAAGGCGGUGGUUAUUUGUCAAUGGAAGAUUCUCAAGGUUCCGCCGAAACGACAUUUUUGGAAGAAGGUUUUCUUGAUUUUCUGAACAAGGAGCUUCUAUCAUAUCGUUAUGAUAAAAAUGAAUAUGAAGGUCUACCAUUUGACUUUCACGGUGGAUAUGUUGGUUACAUUGGGUAUGACCUCAAAGUAGAAUGUGGUGUCAAAUCUAACCGUCACAAAUCUAAAGCUCCAGAUGCAUGUUUUUUCUUUGCUGAUAAUCUUGUAGUUAUUGACCACAAAAAUGAUGAUGUUUACAUAUUGGCUAUACACGAAGAAAGCUCAAGCGUUACACAGUGGUUGGACGACACAGAAGAAAAACUUCUUAGCUUAGAUGGCUCUGGGAAAAUGGCUUUGGGAAAACAGAACUCUCAUUCUUUAACUCUAUACUCAAGUAAGGCUGGUUUUGCUGCUGAAAAAUCUAGAGAGCAGUACAUUGAGGAUGUUAAUAAGUGUCUAAAUUACAUUAAAGAUGGAGAAAGCUAUGAGUUAUGCCUUACAACUCAGAUGAAGAAACCUAUUAAGGAAUUGAAUUCUCUUGGGCUGUAUCUGCAUUUGAGAGAAAGGAACCCAGCACCUUAUGCUGCUUGGCUUAAUUUUUCAAAAGAAGAUCUGUGUAUUUGCUGUUCUUCUCCCGAGAGGUUCCUGCAGUUGGAUGGGAAGAAUACUCUAGAAGCUAAGCCCAUCAAGGGUACAGUAGCUCGUGGUGCUACCAAAGAGGAAGAUGAGCAACUCAAAUUAAAAUUACAGUUCAGUGAAAAGGAACAGGCUGAAAACCUGAUGAUUGUUGACCUUUUAAGGAAUGACCUUGGUCGUGUCUGUGAUCCUGGGUCUGUUCAUGUGCCGCGUCUCAUGGAAGUGGAAUCAUAUGCAACUGUUCACACAAUGGUGAGUACAAUUCGUGGGAAGAAGCGGUCAGAUGUCAGUGCUGUAGACUGUGUCAAAGCUGCAUUUCCGGGUGGUUCAAUGACAGGUGCGCCUAAGAUGAGAUCAAUGGAGCUUCUUGAUUCUAUUGAAAACAGUUCACGAGGUGUCUACUCAGGCUGUAUUGGAUUUUUCUCGUAUAAUCAGACAUUUGAUCUAAAUAUUGUCAUAAGAACAGUCAUUAUACAUGAGAGUGAAGCUUCAAUAGGAGCUGGAGGAGCAAUUGUUGCUCUGUCAAACCCUGAAGACGAGUAUGAAGAGAUGGUCUUGAAAACAAAAGCCCCAUCCAGGGCUGUGAUGUAUUUUGAUUAG
Messenger RNA from Sphenostylis stenocarpa, 2754 nucleotides. The record is from the annotation of a GenBank genome assembly. NCBI's taxonomy places the organism in Eukaryota, Viridiplantae, Streptophyta, Magnoliopsida, Fabales, Fabaceae.